Molecule: messenger RNA, 608 nt
Organism: Xyrauchen texanus (razorback sucker)
Lineage: Eukaryota; Metazoa; Chordata; Actinopteri; Cypriniformes; Catostomidae
Product: protein brawnin
Exons: 3
Coding region: 170-367 (65 amino acids)
Biological process (GO): mitochondrial respiratory chain complex III assembly
Cellular component (GO): mitochondrion
Source: RefSeq, a predicted model, not a curated record
GCGAGCUAAACAUGCGUGGGUCCGCAGCGGUUGUCACAUAAAAAUGACCCCUGUGCAACCUUUGCAGCUGCUGAAACAUCCUCGUAUAGUUUUACAUCGGCUAAACAUUACAAAGGUAUAAAUAGUCUCCUAAGUGGCAGAACAUCUGUCAACCAACCCUAUUUCAGAGAUGCCAGCAGGUGUAUCUUGGCCAAGAUACCUAAGAAUGUUUGCUGCCAGUGUGUUGUCAAUGUUUGCUGGAGCACAGGCUGUUCAUCAGUAUUACCGUCCAGAUUUGACCAUUCCCGAGGUCCCACCAAAGCCUGGAGAACUGCGAACAGAACUUCUUGGUUUGAGAGCAAGACAGACAGACUCAGAGAAUCAAUGACCCAUUUGGGAUUACUGUAUAUAUGCACAAUGGUGUUAAAUGUGUCAGAUAUAUUUUUCCCAAAGCCUGUGUAAAAUUAUAAAAUAAAUUCUUGUUUAUACUGUGAAUAAAGUUAUUUGUACUUGUUCUUGUUCUUUGUCUUCGUUAUCAUGUAAAACACUUCAUAGUUUGAGACUGUUAGUUAGAAGAUUUUAGUUAAUCUGAAAUGGAAAUAAAUAAAUGCUGAUCUUUCUGUUAAAAA